AGUAGCUCCAAAAAAAUCAAUGUAUUUCUGCAUGAACUUACCUAUAGUGUCAAGUGUAACGUUAGUGAUUUCAAAAAGAGAUAAAUUCUUCGCAGUUGUAUGCUGUUAAAAUAUGCAUUUAUCAAAAUACGCGCCUCAGCAGAUAAGAAAAUGCCUACGUCAGCGUUAGUUAAUAAUAAACGCAUAGUUAAUCGGAUAUUGCGAACUAAGAAAGUUAUUUCAUAGAUAUGAUGGAUGGAACCUCAGAUUUAUUUUGGCCGGCGAUGCUGUUUACGCUUCUUGCAAUUAUAAUAGCAGCAGUUUUUAUGGGAAGAAAUAAAGCUCCUGCGCUGUCAAAGUGCUCCCAUCAAACUAGAGCUGCUGCUGUGGAGGAGAGAGCUGGUCCAGACCCCGGGGUUUCCUCACAGUAUCACGAGAAACAUCAUAAUGAAACCAGUCAACAGGACAUUCAGCUGCAAUCUAAUGCAAAGAGCCUCGAAGCCAAGGAUGAAACUAUAAAACAUGUAAAGGAUUCAAACUCAGAUAAUGUGGAAAAAGUUUGCAAGUCAGAUUCUCCAGUUCACUCCUCCAUUGGAUGGGAGGAGGAUUCCUCAGAGUCUGGGAUAAGGAAUGCCCUGAGGGAUUAUGCUCAAUCACCUGAUGCUGAGAAGAAACCCUUGAGGUACAUGGCUGGCAUGCUGAGGACCUGCCAGCUUGAAAAGAUGAUGACCAAAGAAGAACUGGAGGAAGAGCAGAGGGUUCAGCGAGAGCAGUUAGCUGCCAUCUUCCAGCUGCUCAAAGACAAACAAGACACAUUUGGUGAGGUGACAGAGAGCGAUUUACAAGAACAGCUUAAACUCUACUCUGUUUAACAGAUCAGCAGAUAAGACUGUACUGGCAAACACUGUCUAGAUUCAAAUUAUAGAUUCAAAUACCAUUUUAAAGGAGUUUUCAAGUUGAAAUCAGUGACCUCAGUGAACCUAUUCCCUGAAAUAUUUGAUUGUGGGAAAAAAGGGUUUGUUUAUGACUUAUAUGCAUAUUAUAUGCAUUUAU
Messenger RNA from Sinocyclocheilus anshuiensis, 1032 nucleotides. RefSeq names its product matrix-remodeling-associated protein 7-like. The coding region runs from base 228 to 851 and encodes 207 amino acids. NCBI's taxonomy places the organism in Eukaryota, Metazoa, Chordata, Actinopteri, Cypriniformes, Cyprinidae. The transcript is spliced from 4 exons. The record is from RefSeq and is a predicted model, not a curated record.